AAGAAAAAUUAAACGAAAUUUUUGUUAAGUAAAAUUAAUUGAUAAAAUAUUUAUUUGACCUAUUAUUUGUCAAUAAUAUUCAAUGACACAGGUGUACACCUAAGGUUGUCAGACCAUAUAAAAAGAGAAGAUUCUAUAAAGAAUUAUCACUAAACCAUACAAGACAUAAUAAAGUUGUUCUUUGAGCAUUUUAGUUCUCUAUUUCGAAAAUGGCACAACUUCUAAUGAUCUUGGUUGUUGUUUUCUGCACUGCCGCUGUUCAAUCGAAAAUCUUCAGAACUUGUGAAAAUAAUAAAUUCACUCCUACUGAUGUUAGAAUUAGAGGAUGCAAUAAAUCUCCUUGCCUGAUACCCAGAGGCAAGAAACUGAAUUUCGAAUUCGAUUUCGCUGCUCCUGAAGCAACGACUACUUUAAAGCCGAAAAUGACUAUUAUUGUUGGUAAAAAGAAAAUUAACUAUGAUUUUGAUGACAAAAAUUCAUGCGACAAUUUAAUAAGUGGCAAGUGUCCUUUGAAGAAAAGUGACAAAGCAACAUAUUCUUUAGAAACUUUGUUACCUAAAAAGACUCCUCUAAUUAAAGCUGCUAUUCAGUUGGAAUUUUUAGACGAUAAGGGAAAAUCAUUAACUUGCGGAGUAGUUGACGUAAAAGUAGUGCGAAAAUAG
Molecule: messenger RNA, 662 nt
Organism: Leptopilina heterotoma
Lineage: Eukaryota; Metazoa; Arthropoda; Insecta; Hymenoptera; Figitidae
Exons: 3
Coding region: 210-662 (150 amino acids)
Biological process (GO): sterol transport
Molecular function (GO): sterol binding
Source: RefSeq, a predicted model, not a curated record